Molecule: messenger RNA, 2949 nt
Organism: Drosophila serrata
Lineage: Eukaryota; Metazoa; Arthropoda; Insecta; Diptera; Drosophilidae
Product: meckelin
Biological process (GO): cilium assembly
Cellular component (GO): MKS complex; ciliary transition zone
Source: RefSeq, a predicted model, not a curated record
AUGUGCUUCCCUCAUAAGGUUCCCCAUUGGUGCUUCCCAAUCACCUGGAUUGCGCUGCUUUUCCAGCUGGGAAGCUGCUCCCUGGCCACACCAACGCCAAAUCCAACGCAGGUGCCAACCCCGCACACGUUCCGCUUCCAGAAUCCGAUACAGUGCGUCAAGAACGAGUUCUACAACCUCAAUCUCUUCGACUGUGUGCCGUGCAAUGAGGCCGGAGAUGGAGACGGAGGACUGGGAAAACUGCAGCCCGACAAAUUCUCCUGCAAGUGCCCAAUUGGACAUUUAACUAUCUAUGAGCGGGGCAAGACAUGGCCCACUUGCGAUGAGAUUUGCACCCCUGACAGAAACGACAACUGCAGCACGGUGUGGCUGCCCCAGCCGCGCCCCUCAACGGCCUGUAGCUUUCGGUAUCUGAACUCCACUUCCGUCAUAGCUAACCAAUUGCCAGUGCAUCCAGUUAUUUCCGGAAUUAUCCUCACCAAAACGAAUCCAUCGAACGGCGAAGGCGACUGCCAGACGUGCGAAAUGGGCCACAAUUUCCGCUACCAGGAUUUCUGCGUAGCCAGUACCCUAAUUCGUCCUUACCUCCACUACAACUCCUUCUGGCAGGCCACCAGUAAUCCCAGACCGGAUUCCGGCUCUCCGACCCACUUUGGCGACCUUAAGUUCGUGGCCUUCUUCUGCCUGACCUUGCGGAACGACACCGCCUGCCAGCAGUUGGCCAAUCUGUGCGUGCUCUCACACUACUCGUUGGAGAAGCAUUCGCCAUGCAGCGCCUUCCUGCUCACCCAGGUCUCUGAUGUGGUGAUGAAGUAUGCCCACUCCGGUGAGCAGGUUCGAGCCCUGCAGCCUUUUCUCUUCUACAAGAAGGGUCGCACCACCAAGGACUUGCUCUCAAAGACGCUCCAGCUUGCAGAGAAGAGGGAGCUACGCUUAUUUAGCACCACAUUUGGCCUGGAUGGAAGGCUGAAGCGUUGGGGUGCAUUCGACUUGGAGAUGGUCAACCUCUGCCAGCGAUCUGCACCAUCCCUUCGUCUUGCUUUGCCGAAGCAGGAUUCAGAGGUAUCCUGCCAGCUGAGCCUAGAACGACUCAUUGACCUGGCCACACAGCAGGCCAAUGAUGAGUUCCUUACAGUAUACCUCAAUUUUAGUAGCAACUGGCAUUUUCUGCUCCACCAGUUGCCCGUGCUCAUUGAGACCUUGAGUCCAGAGAAUCAGCGUUCCCAGCUGGAGGAAUGGCAGUUGGUAAAGCGGUUCCAGAUGAUCUCAGCUUUACCAAGGGACAAUCGGCUGCAUCAGACAUUGCCACAUUAUGAGGAUGGCCACAAGCUUCAAAUGUACCACUCUCUGCACUAUGUAGAGAAGCUGGAGCUGCACUACACCCUGGAUAAAGAUCAACCGGAUAGAGUGGGCCUGCCACUCAUCCGACUACGCUAUCGCCACAUUGAGCUGGGAUCGGGCAACGUCUCUUCUUCGCAACUUUAUCCAUUCCGCUUAAGAGUCAGCUACGAACAGGUCAAGCGAGGAUGGGACUGGCUGGUGCUGGAGAUAGCGCUGCCCUUGCUCCUGUUGCUCGCCUUCGUGGCUGCCGUCUUUCGUCUUCAGAACCUGCGAAGAAGGAGAAAGGCUGAUCUGUGCCAAAUAAGCAGCCUGAUGGAAUUCCUGUUGCAGCUUGCUGGGAAUGCCGCAUACGCCUUGUUAGCCACAGCGCUCCUACUUCUCUUGGUGCAGGCCUCUAGCUCGAGCCUUUUGAAGAUACUGCUCUAUCCCGCCUGCCUGCUGCAGCUGCUCUUCCUGGGCGUUCAGCUGUGGCGCUCCAGUCAGCUGGAGUUGUUCCUCAUUGAUUGGGAACGACCUCGAAGUAGCUGUGAGGGUCAGCGCCUAAAUCUGGACAGCUCCUCGCUCUGCUCUAGUGUACGCACCUUCGUCGCCGAAAGCAGUGUGUCUGCUUGGCGGGUGCUUUUCACGGCCAACGCCUGGAUACGUCUGAGUGCUAGCCAGAAGUACUCCAGCCUGGGUCAGGUGUUUGUGCUCAUAGCUGGCUAUCACUUUCUGAAUCGAUUUUCCCACGGAGAUCUGGGAUUGCAAUGCGGUUUGAUAGUUGCCGUAUAUUUGCUCACCUAUCUCCUUCAGAUACUAGGACACCGCUUGUUCGUGACCAAUCCCCUCCAGAAGUUCAUAGACCUUUGUAGCCUGGCCAAUAUUUCGCUAUUCUCGCUGACGGAACCUGGUUUCGGCUACUAUAUUCACGGGAGAUCUCCACACGGCUUUGCGGACACGGAUAUGUCCUCGAUGAUCCUGCAGCUGCAAAGGACACAGACGAUGUGCGGCAGACGGGGACUACUAAUGGACUCCGAUAAACAGGCCUACAUCAUCCUGCCUCCUAGAAAUCUGCACAUUUACCUGGAGCGUUUGCUGUUGCCCUUCCAACGCAGUCUCACCGGCAGCCUGUCGCAGACGCUGCUCUAUCAGAAGGACAUUGUGCCCAGCAUUGAUGGUCAGAUGGAGCGCACAUCCAUUGCCUAUGCCAGCAUCAAUCGCUUCUUUUGCGCCUUCAUUGAUCACGCCAUCAAGGAUAUGGACUACAUUAUCAAGGAGAAAUCCAUUCUGGAACAACUACUCAAUUGCGAAAUCGAAAACUAUAUCACAGAAAACAAAGGUACCUUCUACAUUGACGAUUCGUAUAGCUUCUCCCGGGUACUCCUUCUGGGCAACCAUGUGCACAUAUUUGUGAUGGAGCUGCUCCUGCUGCUCUCCCUCUUUCUGAUCACCUCGAGCUUGUUGAUUGCAGGUGCUGCAGCUUGUGUUUUUAAUAUGUUACUUCGCCAUGUGUUCCGCCUCUGGGUGCGUCGCAAUGUCUCCCGCAAGACCCUCAUCGACGAAAGAUUCCUCUUGUAGCCCCUGGGCGAGGAGCAGUAUCUGCGGGAGGACGGAUUCUUUGCAAUUUAA